Glycine soja is the source of this 922-nucleotide messenger RNA. RefSeq names its product expansin-A4-like. The transcript is spliced from 3 exons. Gene Ontology annotation, cellular component: extracellular region. Lineage: Eukaryota; Viridiplantae; Streptophyta; Magnoliopsida; Fabales; Fabaceae. Gene Ontology annotation, biological process: plant-type cell wall organization. Bases 45 to 794 code for a protein of 249 amino acids. The record is from RefSeq and is a predicted model, not a curated record.
UAGUAGCAACCCUUGAUCCCAACUUUUAAGUUAUUACUAUUAUUAUGAACACUAUUGUGUUAACAAUGCUGCCAUUUUUUCUCUUCCUGUUAGUUUGGCUUCCUAGGGUUACCUGUGGCUGGACGGCUGCACAUGCCACAUUCUAUGGUGGUGCAGAUGCUUCAGGGACCAUGGGGGGAGCAUGCGGCUACGGGAACUUGUAUCAGCAAGGGUAUGGAACCAGUACAGCAGCAUUAAGCGCUGCACUUUUCAACAAUGGACAAACUUGUGGGGCGUGUUUCCAACUUGUUUGCUACAAUUCCCCAUUCUGCAUUCGUGGUGCUGGCCCUAUAACCAUAACCGCCACAAACUUUUGUCCCCGUAAUGGCUCCUUUUCUGCCAACGGUAUUGGCUGGUGCAAUCCCCCAUUGAUGCAUUUUGAUAUGUCACAACCAGCUUUCACCAAGAUCGCCCUUUAUCGAGCUGGAGUCGUUCCUGUGCUCUUUAGAAGGGUGGUGUGUCUGAAGAGGGGAGGCAUAAGGUUCACCAUAAACGGCAACCCAUACUUCAACUUGGUGUUGGUGUACAACGUGGGAGGGUUAGGAGAUGUGAAGGCAGUGUCAAUAAAAGGGUCAUCAACUGGGUGGCAACCAAUGACCAGAAACUGGGGGCAAAAUUGGCAGAGCAAGACAUAUUUCGUUGGCCAAAGCCUCUCCUUUAUAGUCACAACCAGCGAUGGUAGAUCUGUGGUCAGUUCUAAUGUGGUACCUGCUGGUUGGAAAUUCGGACAAACCUUCCAAGGUGGUCAAUUUUGAAUGAAGAUUGGUUGUUUGUGUCUUUGUGUAUGUAGUUGUUAACAAAAUGUUGAUGUGGAUGUGCUGCAUGUGUGAGCACAAUUGUGACAUUGAUUAUAGGUAAUAAAUGAAGUGCAUGUUUGAUAUAA